Molecule: messenger RNA, 2900 nt
Organism: Miniopterus natalensis
Lineage: Eukaryota; Metazoa; Chordata; Mammalia; Chiroptera; Miniopteridae
Gene: MMP15
Product: matrix metallopeptidase 15
Biological process (GO): extracellular matrix organization; proteolysis; collagen catabolic process
Cellular component (GO): extracellular matrix
Molecular function (GO): zinc ion binding; metalloendopeptidase activity
Source: RefSeq, a predicted model, not a curated record
CGGCCGCAUCUGCUGCCGCUCUUACUGCUGCUUCUGGGCUGCCUGGGCCGCGGCGCCGCUGCAGAGGACGCCGAAGUCAACGCCGAGAACUGGCUGCGACUCUAUGGCUACCUGCCUCAGCCCAGCCGCCACAUGUCCACCAUGCGCUCGGCCCAGAUCCUGGCCUCAGCCCUCUCUGAAAUGCAGCGCUUCUACGGGAUCCCUGUCACCGGCGUGCUCGACGAAGAGACCAAGGCGUGGAUGAAGCGGCCCCGCUGUGGAGUGCCAGAUCAGUUUGGGGCGCGUGUGAAAGCCAAUCUGCGGAGGCGGAAGCGCUAUGCCCUCACCGGCAGGAAGUGGAACAACCCCCACCUGACCUUCAGCAUCCAGAACUACACAGAGAAGCUGGGCUGGUACCACUCGCUGGAGGCGGUGCGCAGGGCCUUCCGCGUGUGGGAGCAGGCGACGCCCCUGGUCUUCCAGGAGGUGCCCUACCAGGACAUCAGGCUGCGGCGGCAGAAGGAGGCUGACAUCAUGGUCCUCUUUGCCUCCGGUUUCCAUGGCGACAGCUCACCCUUUGAUGGCACAGGCGGCUUUCUGGCCCACGCCUAUUUCCCCGGCCCUGGUAUGGGUGGGGACACCCAUUUCGACGCAGAUGAGCCCUGGACCUUCUCCAGCACGGACAUGCAUGGGAACAGCCUCUUCCUGGUAGCGGUGCAUGAGCUGGGCCAUGCGCUGGGGCUGGAGCACUCCAGCAACCCCAGUGCCAUCAUGGCGCCAUUCUACCAGUGGAUGGACAUUGACAACUUCCAGCUGCCCGAAGACGACCUCAGGGGCAUCCAGCAGCUCUACGGCACCCCAGACGGUCAGCCACAGCCUACCCGGCCCCUCCCCACUGUGACACCCCGGCGGCCAGGCCGGCCAGACCAUCGGCCCCCCAGACCCCCCCAGCCUCCACCCCCAGGCGGGAAGCCAGAGCGGCCCCCAAGGCCAGGCCCCCCAGUCCAGCCCCGAGCCACUGAGCGGCCUGACCAGUAUGGCCCCAACAUCUGCGACGGGGACUUUGACACAGUGGCCAUGCUGCGUGGGGAGAUGUUCGUGUUCAAGGGCCGCUGGUUCUGGCGGGUCCGGCAUAACCGUGUCCUGGACAACUAUCCUAUGCCCAUUGGGCACUUCUGGCGUGGUCUGCCCAGCGACAUCAGUGCUGCCUACGAGCGCCAAGACGGGCGCUUUGUCUUUUUCAAAGGUGACCGCUACUGGCUCUUCCGAGAAGCGAACCUGGAGCCCGGCUACCCACAGCCGCUGACCAGCUAUGGCCUGGGCAUCCCCUACGACCGCAUCGACACAGCCAUCUGGUGGGAGCCCACGGGGCAUACCUUCUUCUUCCAAGCGGACAGGUACUGGCGCUUCAAUGAGGAGACACAGCGUGGAGACCCUGGCUACCCCAAGCCCAUCAGUGUCUGGCAGGGGAUCCCCGUCUCCCCCAGAGGGGCCUUCCUGAGCAACGAUGCAGCCUACACCUACUUCUACAAGGGCACCAAAUACUGGAAGUUCGACAAUGAUCGCCUGCGAAUGGAGCCUGGCUACCCAAAGUCCAUCCUGCGGGACUUCAUGGGCUGCGAAGAGCCAGGACCCCGAUGGCCCGAUGUGGCCCGUCCGCCCUUCAACCCCGACGGGGGUGCAGAGCCUGGGGCAGGAGGUGAAGGCCAGGAGGGCGACGAAGACCAGGGGGCCGGCCCGGGUGCUGGGGAGGGGACAGAUGAGGAUGGGGGCAGCCGCGUGGUGGUGCAGAUGGAGGAGGUGACUCGGACAGUGAACAUGGUGCUGGUGCUGGUGCCGCCGCUGCUGCUGCUCCUGUGCAUCCUGGGCCUCACCUACGCGCUGGUGCAGAUGCAGCGCAAGGGCGCGCCCCGCAUGCUCCUGUACUGCAAGCGCUCUCUGCAGGACUGGGUCUGACCCGCCGCCCUCCUGCUCCUCACGGUGCUAGGCUGGCGGAGCCUGUGGUUUGAGACUGCUCCUGGGGCACCCAGCAAGAGCCUUCGGUGGCUCCCUCAGUCCCUGGGUGGGCCCCGCCCCCCAGGCCCUCCAACAUCCCUGCCAGCCCUGACCCCAUUGUUUAUUUAUGCCCAGGUUUUUUUGUUUUUUUGGUUUUUUUUUUUUUUUUUUUUUUGCACACUAACUGAGCAUUGGUUUCUACUUUCCCAACCAGGGGCAGUCAGUCCCUCAGGGCAGGGGGUUAGAGAGCUUUCUAAAUGGAGUUUUGCUCCAGACAGGGAAUCAGGCCCCCACCCACCUCUGGCUUGGCCACAGCCAGCAGAGGGGAGGGUCAGAAGGCCCAGGUGGGAGAGGCUGACUUGAGCUGUGAGCUGUGGAGGUUCCUCUGGAGCUGGGCCCUCCACAGCCUGAGUCCCAGGGCCAGACCCUGAGCUCUGCUGAAGCUCGUAGGGCCUGACUGGUCUCCACCCACCUAAGUCUUUCUCUGCCUUAGGAACAGCUCUCACCCAGGGCCACCCCAAGUCAGAGGGAAUGGAAGGGGAGGUGACCCUUGGCUAUGAGUCCAUGUGGAGUUUUGGUUCCUUCCCAACCAACCUCUAACCACCCCAGCAGCCCAGGCUCUUUGUGCCUAAGAACCCUACACCCUCCCCUGGCCAGCCGAGGGGCCAGCAACCCCCAGCUCCCAUGUACCCCUUGAGCCCACACCUCCUUUUCCGUCUAGAGAAGGGGUCCUGGGCCCGCCUUACCACGGACCAAAGGAGGUCUGCCAAGGCCCCUCCACCCCAGGAGCCUUGCCUCCCUGGCUGGGCCUCCCGCCCCCGUCUACCUUCCCUCUCUAAGCUGUAUGACCCAUCCAGGCUCCUUCCCUGGGCCUAAUGCCACCCUCUCUCACCCACACCACCAUCCUCAGGGGUCUCAGAACCCCA